UAUAGAUCUACACACUCAACCACACAUCGUCGAUUUACCUAAUAAAGUAUAAUUUUUUCUAUAGGUUUUAGAGGCGGGGCAAAUAAGGGGGAAAUGAAAAAAUACUUAUCUUUAGCCAAAAAAAGAAACAAAGUGUUUGGCGCGUGAACUAAAACCCUUGGUAACAAGGUGCUCGGUAUGGUGCAAUCAAAUUCAAGGCCACAGCCGCGCUGGGUGAGGAGAGUGGAAAUCUACUAGAACCAGAAGUUUAUGCUGAGACAGGGUUAGGGUUUGGUUUCAGAAGGCAAAGAUAUGGUGAAACUCACUGCCGACCUGAUUUGGAAAAUCCCUCACUUCUUCAAUGCCCUCAAGGAGCGAGAAUUGGAUCUUCGAGGUAACAAGAUUGCCGUAAUCGAGAACCUGGGUGCUACCGAGGACCAAUUUGAUACCAUUGACUUGUCUGACAAUGAGAUUGUCAAGCUGGAAAACUUUCCAUAUCUUAACCGAUUGGGUACUCUGCUUAUCAAUAACAAUCGAAUUACUCGAAUCAAUCCAAAUAUUGGAGAGUUCUUGCCAAAAUUACAUUCGUUAGUUCUCACAAACAAUCGGCUUGUCAACUUGGUUGAGAUUGACCCUCUUGCAUCCCUGCCAAAGCUGCAGUUCCUUAGUCUGUUGGAUAAUAAUAUCACCAAAAAACCUAAUUAUAGGUUCUAUGUGAUUCACAAACUAAAAUCUCUUCGUGUUUUGGAUUUCAAGAAAGUGAAAGAAAAGGAGAGACUAGAAGCAGAAAAUCUUUUCUCAUCUAAAGAAGUUGAAGAGGAGGCUAAGAAAGAAUCUGUCAAGACAUUCACACCAGGAGAGGUUCCAAAGGUUGCAGAAGUUGCUGAGGAACAACAGACCCCAAAAGUGGUUGCCCCCACUCCAGAGCAAAUUAUAGCUAUCAAGGCUGCCAUUGUGAACUCCCAAACACUGGAAGAGGUUGCAAGGCUUGAAAAGGCAUUGAAGACAGGUCAGCUUCCAGCAGAUUUGAAAAUCCCAGGUCACAAUAGUGGUACCGAAAGUGUGGAGAAAGAUGAAGAAUCUGAUAGUCAAAAUGAACCUAACUCUGAAAUGGAAAAGGAAGAACUGAGGAAUGAUGAACUGGCACCUAUGGAAGCGGAAUAGGAUGGCUAGACAAAGCUCGUCUGAAUCUCCUAGUGAAUGGCUUUGCAAAUUGCAACAGAGGAUUUGGGUUAAACAUGAAACAUUAAGCUAUUAGGAAUUUUGUGCUCCUAUGACUGCUAAACCUGGCUUACUUUCAUGAUGAGAUCAUUUUUGUUUUCUAACUGAGAAUAGAUAGAAGAGUUGAGGUUGGAGUGGCAGUCUUUCCCCUCAAUAUUUAGGCACCAUGUACCACCAGAUAUUUUAGCUAAUUGAACCACCUCUGGGAAUUGUGAUUCUAUUCCAAAAUUUUAAUAGUC
Rubroshorea leprosula is the source of this 1439-nucleotide messenger RNA. Lineage: Eukaryota; Viridiplantae; Streptophyta; Magnoliopsida; Malvales; Dipterocarpaceae. The record is from the annotation of a GenBank genome assembly.